Messenger RNA from Phascolarctos cinereus (koala), 3114 nucleotides. The record is from RefSeq and is a predicted model, not a curated record. Lineage: Eukaryota; Metazoa; Chordata; Mammalia; Diprotodontia; Phascolarctidae.
GCGCGAGCUCUGGGGUGGCUCGCGCCCGUGCGCAUGGCGAGGUGCGAGUCAGUUUCCCCGUCCGCUUUGCAGGGUUACCUGCGUUGCUGCGGCGGCUGCGGCCGCGGAGAGCGGGGGAAGGAGGAGGAGCAGGAGGCCAGGAUGCUGUCCAAGGUAUCCCUGGUGGGGGUAGCUGUGCUCUCCAGGCUGGUGCUGCAGCUGCAAUGGACACAGGUGGGCCUCUCUGUGCUCUGUUUCUACCUUGCCUUUGGGGGCUGGAGGUUCAUCAGGAUCGUUUGGAAGACCCUUGGGCGUGAUAUCUUUGCUGGGACUGUCCUGUUGAAGGUAAAGUGGAAGGUGAGGAAAUACCUCCGAGAGCGCCAGACGGUGCCUACGAUCUUUGCUUCCAUCCUGAAGCGCCACCCGGACAAGACAGCCCUGAUAUUCGAGGGCACAGAUACCCACUGGACUUUCCACCAGCUGGACACGUACUCCACUGCAGCUUGCAACCUGUUGCAAGCACGGGGCCUGGCUUCUGGUGAUGUGGUGGCUCUCUUCAUGGAGAACCGAAAUGAGUUUGUGGGGCUCUGGCUGGGCAUGGCCAAGCUGGGGGUGGAGGCAGCCCUCAUCAACACUAAUCUGCGGCGGGAUGCCCUGCGCCACUGCCUGACUACCUCUCAGGCCCGUAUCCUCAUCUUUGGCAGCGAGCUGUCUUCUGCUGUCUGUGAAAUCCACAGCACUCUGGACCCCUCCUUGAGUCUCCUCUGCUCAGGAGACUGGGACCCCAGCUCUGUGCCAGCAGGAACUGAACACCUGGAACCCCUUCUGGAGGAAUCCCCCAAGAGUCUGCCCAGUCAACCAGACAAAGGCUUCACUGACAAGCUUUUCUACAUCUACACCUCCGGCACCACAGGAAUGCCCAAAGCUGCCAUCGUGGUGCACAGCAGGUAUUACCGGAUGGCUGCCCUGGUCUACUACGGCUUCCGAAUGCGUUCUAGUGACAUUGUAUAUGACUGCCUCCCCCUCUACCACUCAGCAGGGAACAUUGUGGGGGUUGGACAGUGUCUGCUACACGGGAUGACUGUGGUGAUCCGAAAGAAGUUCUCUGCCUCUCGAUUCUGGGAUGACUGCAUCAAGUAUAACUGUACGAUUGUCCAGUAUAUUGGAGAACUCUGUCGCUACCUUCUGAACCAACCUCCAAGAGAAGUGGAGACCCAGCACUCGGUGCGCAUGGCCCUAGGCAAUGGGCUUAGGCAGUCUAUCUGGACUGAAUUCAUCAAUCGUUUCCACGUCCCUCAGGUGGCUGAGUUCUACGGGGCCACUGAAUGCAACUGCAGCGUGGGCAACUUUGAUAGCCAGGUGGGGGCCUGUGGUUUCAACAGCCGCAUCAUAUCCUUCAUCUACCCCAUCCGGCUCGUGCGGGUGAAUGAGGACACCAUGGAGUUGAUCAGGGAUAACAAUGGCAUCUGCCUUCCCUGUGGUCCAGGGGAGCCAGGCCAGCUUGUUGGCCGAAUUGUGCAGCAUGACCCACUUCGACGCUUCGAUGGGUACAUCAAUCCUGGUGCCAACGAUAAGAAGAUUGCCUAUGAUGUCUUCAAGAAGGGAGACAUGGCCUACCUCAGUGGUGAUGUGCUGGUGAUGGAUGAAUUGGGCUACCUGUAUUUCCGGGACCGAACAGGUGACACAUUCCGGUGGAAAGGAGAGAAUGUAUCCACUACAGAAGUGGAGGGGACCCUGAGCCGACUCUUAGACAUGGUUGAUGUAGCCGUGUAUGGUGUGGAGGUGCCAGGUAUUGAGGGCCGGGCGGGCAUGGCUGUAGCGGACCCCAAGGGUGGCUGUGACCUGACAGAAUUUGCCAAAGCACUGGAGAAGGAACUCCCACUCUAUGCCCGCCCCAUCUUCCUGCGCUUCCUGCCUGAGCUCCAUAAAACAGGGACCUACAAAUUCCAGAAGACAGAAUUACGGAAAGAGGGUUUCAACCCAGCUUUGGUGAAGGCCCUUUUCUACCUGGAUACCCGGCUCUGUCGCUAUCUUCCCCUGGACUCCAAGGCUUAUGUCCGUAUCCAGGCUGGGGAAGAGAAGCUGUGAUUGUCUCCAUCCCUGCUCCCACUCCAGGGGCUGGACUGAGUCAGAGGCUGAGCCCCUGGAGGGUUCUUGGGCAACAGGGAAUGGUGUCAGACCAAAGUAGGCAGUGGUAAGGGCCAUUCCCCCUCCUCCAGAGUACUGACUGGGGCAGAGGGAGGGAAGCCAGUGGACACCUCUGCUCUGAAAUUGCCAAGUGACUUUACUGCCAUCUUCCUCUACCCCCCACAUUAGAGGUUUUCCAUGAAAGCCUUGUGUUUGGGGAGCUGGAGGGCUUAGGGUAGGAUGAGUUCAAUCCUUCAUUUUGUCUCCAUACCCCAGAGAGCAGAGACUGACUGAGCAUACUCAGGGUGAUGUCUUGAGGUGGGGGGGGGAGGGAUGCACAGGAUGGGAGAAGGUUGAGAGGGGAGUUCACUAAUUGAGAUUCUUGCUGUCCCACCCUCCCUGUACCUUGCCAAGAGGUAAGGACCCUGGAUUCAGGAAGCCAACCAGAGGACAGAGGAACUACUCACCUUUUUUUUUUUUUUUGGCCAAGAGGAUUUAGGAUGAAGGUUCUAUUUCUCUUUGGGCUAUGGCUGCUAUCUAAGCUACUACAUGACUUCAGUGGUAUAGACAAAGGAGGGUGGUAGCUAUAAGGGGUCACUCUCCACAGUGAAGAGUUGCAGGAACUCCUCUAGCUCCAAGAGCCACCAGAGCCCUGCCCAGGCCCUAAGCUAGGUGGUGCCGAAGAGACAUCCCCUUCCUCCACACACCCACCAGUUGUCUACCUUUCCUUGGCCAAGACUUUUUCAGUGAGGUCUUCUUUGGCCUUGUAGAUAAUUCCAAAGCUUCUCAGGAUCACUGCAGAGAGAGGGAGAGGCUGGCUCCGUUGCAGGAGCUGCCCUUCCCAUCUCCUGCCCCUGCAGCCUCUCCCUCACCUCAGGAUUAGUUUGUGUCUCUGUCUCCAUUUCUUCCUCACACCCCUUGGCCUGGCUCAUACCUCUUUCUGUGGGACAGCAUGGGGAUGGGGUCUAUGGCAAUUAAAUUCAGAUUUGACUUCCUCUUCCCACUUAA